CUCUUUAGUCCCCAAGUCCAAAACUUAUAAGACACCAAACAUCAAAGAAACAAACCAAGAAGAUAAAAAUUUGUUCCCAUCUUACCAUCUUUCAAGAAACAGAAAGUACUUUCAUUUCUUUCCCACUUUUGGUGUAAAAAAAUAAUAAUCAAGAAUUGUGAAGAAGAAUUCAAGAAGUCAUUUUUGAAAAUGUCUGAAGUUAGAGAUCCUGCAAUUAAGCUGUUUGGUAAAACAAUUGGUAUGACACAACAAGCAACCAAUUGUUUUUAUCUUCAUGAUGAUCAUACAAGAUCUUCCCCUCUUUCAACUGCUUCAAUUGAUGAUGAUAAGAUUACUUUAGAAGGAGAACUUACACAAAGCAAACAAGAUGAUGAACUUGUCGAUCCAACAGCAGACUCAUCGGUUGAACCAGAAACAUCGUCUGGUAUAAGCGAUGACCUCAAGAUGCAGGAUGCAGAUAAAGAAACAUUAUCAUCAAAAUCUAUGGAGGAGGAAGAUUUGAGUGAGGAAAAGGAACUCAAGAAGCCUGACAAAUUGAUUCCUUGUCCGCGAUGUAAUAGCAUGGAAACAAAAUUCUGCUAUUAUAACAAUUACAACGUCAACCAGCCUCGUUAUUUCUGCAAGAACUGCCAGAGAUAUUGGACUGCUGGAGGUACAAUGAGAAAUGUGCCUGUGGGUUCUGGACGCCGCAAGAACAAAAGUUCUUCCAUUUCAAAUUAUCCUCUUCAAGCAAGGCGAGUCGAAGCAGCAGCACACGGAAUGCACCUUCCUGCUUUAAGGACAAAUGGAACUGUCCUUACAUUUGGAUCAGAUAAACCCCUUUGUGAUUCCAUGGUUUCUGCAUUUAACUUAGCUGAGAAUUCACAUAAUAUGAAUCGAAAUGAAUUCCAUGGAAUCGGGAGUGAUCAAUCAAAUGGAACUUGUAGUACAGCAUCAAGUGUUACUGACAAAGAAAGCAAUUCUGGUACACAUGAUUUAGCUAAUUGGAAUAAUUUCCAGGGAUUUCCUCCUCAAGUACCUUACUUUCAGGGCGCUCCGUGGUCUUAUUCUGGUUUUCCAGUAUCAUUCUAUCCAGCAAAACCGUACUGGGGCUGCACCGUAGCAAAUCCUUGGAACGUUCCUUGGCUUUCUUCUGAUCAAUCGGUCCAUAACAACAGUCCUACUUCACCGACAUUAGGAAAACAUUCUCGGGAUGAAAGCAAGCUUGAUCAAUCACUAUCGCGGAGAAGAGAUACAAAUUUGCAGGAUAGAGAAGGGGAGAGAUGUGUACUGAUUCCUAAGACAUUAAGGAUUCAUGAUCCAAAUGAAGCAGCUAAAAGCUCUAUAUGGUCAACACUAGGUAUCAGGAAUGAGAAGAUUGAUUCGGCUCGUGGGACAAUGCUCUUCAGUGCCUUUAAUCCAAAAGCUGAUCAUAUAAAUCAUGAACAUGAUGCUUCUUUUGCCCUGCAAGCUAAUCCAGCAGCCUUGUCUAGAUCACUUAAUUUCCGCGAGAGCACACGAUGAUAAAGACUUACAACAUGGUUGCUUAGUACCAAUCACUGAUGUUAGUGCAGCACCUAAUCAUGAAUAUAGCCUCUUGCAGAAAUUUUCUGCAAAUAGACCUUUGUGGACCGGCUCUUACUCGGACCCUACAUAUAGUUCUUCAAAAUACAAACUUUUAUAGUUUUGCAGUAUACUAUGUACCUUGUACAUAUACCUAUAGAGUUAUUAACAGAGAGAUAAAUAAGAUGCAGCUGAAGUUUUUAACAACUUCUG
Molecule: messenger RNA, 1755 nt
Organism: Solanum dulcamara
Lineage: Eukaryota; Viridiplantae; Streptophyta; Magnoliopsida; Solanales; Solanaceae
Product: cyclic dof factor 1-like
Exons: 2
Coding region: 190-1503 (437 amino acids)
Biological process (GO): regulation of DNA-templated transcription
Molecular function (GO): DNA-binding transcription factor activity; DNA binding
Source: RefSeq, a predicted model, not a curated record